CAAAGCACUUUCCCCUCCACCUCCACUCACGUUUCCCCUCCCCACAGCUCACAAUCUUCUCUCUCUCUUUGGGAUUGUUCUUGAGAGAAGGGGAGAAGGAAUUGCAUGGGAAAUUGAUUAUUGGCUUUGAUUCUUCUUUCCCCCAACAAUAUUUCUAGUUCCUAGUCAGAUCUGGUGAAAUCAUGAAGAUGUAUACGGAAUCUGUCCAUUAUGUUAUCAAGAAACGACGGGCGUUAGGUGUUCUAGCUGUAAUGUUGGCCAUUGUCCGGUGGCGUCGUCAACGUAGACAUUACAGUCUUAGAAUGUCUCGAAGAAAGUAUGGGCCAUUGGUUGAUAGAGAUCUGGAGAGGCAAAAAAAGUUGAAUGACCUGUACAAUUCAACCGAUAAAAAUUGCAUCAGUCAACUCCGGACGACGGGGCCGCUGCGCAGUGGGUUUGAUGAUGUGAACAAACAAGUGAUGCUCUCCCAAUCUACUCUAGAUGGCUUAUCGGCUAAUGAUCGUGGAAUUCUCUCUAAACCGAUUCAGUUCUACGACAAGUUGAAGGAAUUAUUUAGUGGCUCGUCGGCAGAUGGCUCUUUUAUGCAAGACCCUUUCUCUGCAGCUGAAACUGACAAUGAUGAUAAGAUACUCCAUGCGGCCGUCAGGAAUAGCUCCAUGUUGCAGGCGAGGUUGUCCCUGAUUCCACGUAAUUCCAAGGCUGGACCAACAUUCAGUACUGAAUUGACACUCAAAAAAGAGGUGUUCCAGUGUUUCCUCAAUGUGCAGCCCACAUAGGAUGCAAUCAUAGUCAUUUCCUAUAUUGUAAUGUCUCCUCUUGAGCAUAUUUCGCGUGUUCAAUCGGUCAGAAAGGAGCAGCCAUCCAAAAACUUUAAUUUUCAUGGUGGAUUUUCCUCGUCCAAUGUUGCGGCUCUAAAGCCUAACAAGAAAAGUUUCAAAAAAAGUGCAAAGCCAAAUACUCUGCCACCACCACAAAAUGAUAAAGCUAAAAGGUCAAAGCCAAGAUCAUCUCAAGCAUCACAAGAUGACACUAAUAUGGAUGUGCUGCUCACAAGUACUUUGAUAGGCAUACGAGAAACCCUUGCAAGUCCAGUACAGACUGUAGCCCCAAAGGACCCAAAUGCUCCUUUAUGGGACAUGCUCAAGAAGAUUCCGUUGCCACCUGAUGAGAGGAUGUCGGUCGGGAUGCAUCUAUGCAAGCCAGAAUUUGCAGUCCAUCGAGGUUUUCUUGUCAACAUGGGUCAAGAAUACCUGGAGCGUUGGGUGUAUACAUACUUAUCUUAUCUGACAAUUAUCCUGCUGGCAAACGUGUCGGCGAUGAUCUUGUUGGUAACCUUGGAAACAAAGAUCCUGCUAGUAACCUUGGCGAUGAUCCUGCUGUUAACUCUAGCCCUUUCUGAGUAAGAUUGAUUGGUGGUCUACCAUAUUGUUGGAUCCUUUUGGUUGCAAAACACUAGUUUCUAAGUAGUCAAUGACUAGCUUUUGGCUAUGCACAACUGAUGUCUAAGUAAUGGCUGAUGGUGGUAUUAUUUUGCUACAGCCUUCUGCUUAGUUUCCAAGUAGUAUCAGCAUGCAUGAUAUGAUUAUUAGAUGCUAAUGUGAAAGCUGUGUUGCUUUCUGACUUGGAUAAGUUUCUAGGUAGUAUCAGGAUGAAUACAUAAUUAGACUUCUGGUUAUGUUAAUUCCACAAGGAUAAUUUGUGUAUCUCUUGCAUUCCAGAUGUGCUGGACAAUGAGUAUUAAUCAAAUGUAAUGCAUUGUGGUUAUUCAACAGCAAUGUUGCUGUGUAUCGUCAGAGUUAUAAAAUCAUUUGCCUUCAGUGUUA
Messenger RNA from Triticum dicoccoides, 1823 nucleotides. RefSeq lists its product as uncharacterized. NCBI's taxonomy places the organism in Eukaryota, Viridiplantae, Streptophyta, Magnoliopsida, Poales, Poaceae. The transcript has 4 exons. The record is from RefSeq and is a predicted model, not a curated record. The coding region runs from base 183 to 776 and encodes 197 amino acids.